CACUGAAGCUUCAUCCACUCAUAGCUCUCAGUGUCUGAUUUUAUUUUACUGAAGUUUUGUGCUUCCCAUUAAUAAAAAUGGCCCAAAACUUCAGAUUCUGCUCUGUCUUUUGGAUAGCUCUUGCAAUUUUUAUUGCAGCUCCAGAAGGGUCAACAGGAGUGGACCCAGAAGCCUCACAAAUACCACCAAUGAACCCAGAAGCCUCACAAAUACCACCAAUGAACCCAGAAGCCACACAAAUACCACCAGGUAACACAGAAGAAACAGAAACACCACCAGUGAAGCCAGAAGAAACAGAAACAUCACUAGUGAACCCAGAAGACACAGAAACACCACCAGUGAACCCAGAAGACACAGAAACACCACCAGUGAAUCCAGAAGACACAGAAACACCACCAGUGAACCCAGAAGACACAGAAAAACCACCAGUGAACCCAGAAGACACAGAAAUACCCCCAGUGAACCCAGAAGACACAGAAAUACCCCCAGUGAACCCAGAAGAAACAGAAAUACCACCAGUGAACCCAGAAGACACAGAAACACCACCAGUGAACCCAGAAGACACAGAAACACCACCAGUGAACCCAGAAGAAACAGAAACACCACCAGUGAACCCAGAAGACACAGAAACACCACCAGUGAACCCAGAAGAAACAGAAAUACCACCAGUGAACCCAGAAACCACAGAAAUACCACCAGUGGACCCAGAAGCCACAACAACAACAACAGAUGCCCCAGUAGUGACAACAGUGGCCCCAGUAACAACAACAACCACAGCAGCCCAAGAAGUGACAAACACAAUGACAGUGGACCCUGAAGCGACAACUGGUGCCCCAGUAGCGACAACAACCACAUUGGCCCCAGGAGCGACAACAACAACAACAGAGGACCCAGAAGCCACAACAACAGUAGUCCCAGAAGUAGCGACAACAGCAACAGCAGUGGCCCCAGAAGUGACAAUAACAGCAGUAACUCAACAAACAACAACAACAACAGUGGACCCUGAAGGGACAACAACCACAAAGAUCCCAGGAGCAACAACAACUACAGUGACCCCAGAAGCAGCGACAACAGCAACAGUGACUCAAGAAGCAACAAAAACCACAACAGCCACAGAAGUGAUGACCACAAUGACAGUGGACCCUGAAGCAACAACAAAAACAACAGUGACUCAAAAAGCGACAACAACAACAGUGGCCCCAGAAGCCUCAACAACUACAGUGGUCCCAGUAGCAACAACAACAAUAGUGACUCAAGAAACAACAACAACCGCAGCAACCACAGAAAAGACAACCACAACGACAGUGGACCCUGAAGCGACAACAGUUUCCCCCUUAACGACAACAACAUCAACUACAACAGCCCCAGUAGCAACAACAACAACAGUACAAACAGUAGCGACAACAAUCACAGUGGCCCCAGGAAUGACAGCAACAACAGUGGCCACAGAAGCAGCGACAACAGCAACAGCAGUGGCCCCAGUAGCCACAACAACAACAGUAGGAACAGAAACAACAACGACCACAGUUGCCGCUGAACUGACAUCAACAACAAUUGCCCCAGAAGCCACAAAAACAACAUUAACCCCAGAAGCCACAACAACAACAGUCACCCCAGAAGCCACAACAACUACAGUGACCCCAGUAUCGACAACAACAAUAGUGACUCCAGAAGUGACAUCAACAACAGUUGCCUCAGCAGUGACAACAUCCACUGCGACCACAGACGGAACACCCACAACAACAGUGACCCCCGAAGCAACAACAGCAGAAACCCCAGUAGCAACAACAACAACAGAUGCCCCAGUAGCAACAACAGUGGCCCCAGUAACGACAACAACCACAGUGACUCCAGAAGCGACAACAACAACAGUUAUUCCAGAAGUGACAACAACAGCAAUGGCCCCGGAAUCGACAACAACAAAAGUGAUUCCAGAGGCAACACCAACAACAGUUGCCCCAUUAGGGACAACCUCACCAAUAACUGCAGAAGUGACAACAACCACAAUGGUCCCAGAAGCGGCAACAACAACAGUUGCUCCUGACUUGAUAACCACAACAACAGUGCCCACAGAAGCAAUAACAACAACAAAAGAAACAGAAAUAGCAACAACAGCAACAGCAGUGGCACCAGUAGCGACAACAACAACAGUGGCAACAGAAGGCACAAUAACAACAGUUGCCCAAGGAGCAACAGCAACAACAGUUGCCCCAGGAGCGACAACAAUAACAGUGGCCCCAGAAGCCCAAUCGGAUAACCAACAAUAG
Molecule: messenger RNA, 2267 nt
Organism: Mugil cephalus (flathead mullet)
Lineage: Eukaryota; Metazoa; Chordata; Actinopteri; Mugiliformes; Mugilidae
Product: mucin-2-like
Exons: 2
Coding region: 78-2267 (729 amino acids)
Source: RefSeq, a predicted model, not a curated record